Molecule: messenger RNA, 3707 nt
Organism: Annulohypoxylon maeteangense
Lineage: Eukaryota; Fungi; Ascomycota; Sordariomycetes; Xylariales; Hypoxylaceae
Product: ARM repeat-containing protein
Exons: 3
Coding region: 247-3072 (941 amino acids)
Biological process (GO): protein import into nucleus
Cellular component (GO): cytoplasm; nucleus
Molecular function (GO): nuclear import signal receptor activity
Source: RefSeq, a predicted model, not a curated record
CACACUUAAACCACAUUAUUUUCAACACCAACUAGUCCAUCUUUUUUACUGAGGACCCCACCAUCCCCAGAACCGAUGUUACUACUGACAAUCGACACUUGACCUCAUCCCCCAACUCACUUACUUACAAACUUUCCCCCCUCUCUUCACCCUUAACACUCCAAGUAAUUUUCAGGCGCUUCAUAUUUAAACCCAAGAUUUGCAAUAAGCGCACAUCUUCAAUACUGAACUGCCCCGCCGCCCACCAUGGCGUGGCAACCUUCGCCCGAGUCCUUGAGUACGCUCGCUGCUUGUCUCAAGGACUCUCUCAGCGGCUUCGACAAAGCUGCGCAGAAACAAGCUGAGAUUAUGCUAACGCAAGCGAAAUCAUCCCCUGAUAUCAACAACUACCUUGUGUAUCUAUUCUCCAGCCCAGAUCCGCCGAAUGGCCUACAGUGCUCGCCUGAAGACUAUUUCCUUAUACGAUCAUCGGCCGCAAUCAUGCUGAAGAACAACAUCAAGCCGGGCUCCAAACGAAUUCCCGAUAGUAGUGUUGCCCUGAUUAAGAUGGGUAUUCCACUCUGUUUGCAGGAUAAGAAUUCUCAGAUUCGCAAUUACGCUGGGGUGAUCGCAACUGAAAUGAUUCGCCGAGGCGGAAUUAUGAGCUGGCCUGAGUUGCUACCAGAGCUCUUGAAGAUGAUUGGCAAUGAGACUGGCCAAUUCACAAAUGAGGCGCAGGAGGGUGCUAUGGCGGCUAUGGCCAAGAUCUGUGAAGACAACACCAAGAUGUUGGAGCGCGAAUUGAACGGUGAACGACCGCUGAACUUCAUUCUACCAAAGUUGAUACAAGCUACUAAGAGUUCGUUGCCCAAGGUCCGAGCUCAUGCCUUGACCGCUAUCAACGUAUUCACGGCUCGCAAGUCUCAGGCUAUGCUCAACUCCAUCGAUGACUUGCUCCAGCAUCUAUUUGCCUUGGCAUCGGACGACAACAACGAUGUGAGAAGACAGGUCUGUCGAGCAUUUGCCCAACUUGUUGAAUCUCGCCCAGACAAGAUCCAACCUCAUCUUCCCGAUCUUGUCGAUUACAUCAUCACUCAACAGCAAAGCGACGAUGAGGAUCUGGCCACUGACGCAGCCGAGUUUUGGCUCACGGUUGGAGAGCAUGAGCAUCUCUGGCAUUCAUUGAACCCAUAUAUUAGCAAGAUCAUUCCUGUUCUCCUCGAGUGUAUGGUUUAUAGCGCCGAAGAUAUUGCCCUCCUGGGCGGCGCAUCUGAUGACGAGGACGAGGAGGAUCUGGAAAAGGACAUUAAACCUCAAUUUGCAAAGAAGUCACAGACGCGACAGGCUAACGGAGAGGGCUCUGCGGAUGCCGCUCAGAAUGGAAAUGCGUACGAGAAGUUGGCCAGCAUGGACGAUGAUCUUGAGGAAGGUGAGAUUGAUGAUUUUGAAGAUGGUGACGAUGCAAACCCGGACGAGCGAUGGACUUUGCGAAAGUGUUCCGCCGCUGCACUAGACGUCUUCGCUCGCGACUUCAGAGACCCAGUAUUUGAGUCCAUUUUACCGUAUCUCACCAAGAAUUUGAGACACAACGAUUGGCCAUACCGUGAGGCUGCGGUACUUGCGCUAGGUGCUGUGGCAGAAGGUUGCCUCAACGUUGUCACGCCUCACCUACCUCAAUUGGUGCCUUAUCUGAUUUCUCUCCUGAAUGACACCGAGCCUGUGGUCCGUCAAAUCACAUGCUGGACAUUAGGUCGAUAUUCCUCCUGGGCUGCGGAUUUGUCCGAUCCUGCCGACAAGCAGGCUUUCUUUGAGCCGAUGAUGGAAGGUAUUUUGACGAAGAUGCUGGACAGCAACAAGAAAGUCCAAGAGGCGGGCGCAUCGGCUUUCGCGAACCUCGAAGAGAAGGCAGGGAAGAGACUAGAGCCUUACAGUCUCCCUAUUAUCCAGCAGUACGUCAAGUGCUUCAAGAAGUUCAAGGAUCGCAACAUGUAUAUUCUCUACGACUGUGUUCAGACCUUGGCCGAACACAUUGGACCGGUUCUAGCAAGACCCGAUCUUGUUAACGAACUGAUGCCAGCUCUCAUCGAGCGAUGGGGAAAAGUCAACGACCAAUCUCGAGAACUGUUCCCCUUGUUGGAGUGCCUAUCGUACGUUGCGAUGGCACUCAAUGAUGCAUUUACACCCUAUGCGCAGCCCAUAUUUGUACGCUGUGUCAACAUUAUCCAUCAGAACCUGGAGGCUUCUCUGGCCCUCCAAAACAACCCAUCCCUUGACACGCCUGACAAGGACUUCUUGGUUACCAGCUUGGAUCUUCUUAGUGCCAUCAUCCAGGCCCUCGAUCCGGCGAAGUCGGCCCAGCUUGUUCAGGACUCGCAACCCGCAUUCUUCGAGCUUCUUACCUUCUGUAUGAAAGAUCCGACAGACGAAGUCCGACAGUCAGCAUACGCGCUCCUCGGAGAUUGCGCUAAAUAUGUGUUUGAACAGUUGCAGCAGUCGUUGCCGAACAUAUUCCCUAUACUCCUAACACAACUGGAUCUGGACGGCAUACUCGACGAGGACAUUGAUAGUGGAUUCGGAGCAGUCAACAAUGCUUGCUGGUCCGCUGGAGAGAUUGCCAUUCGACACAAGUCUAACAUGGCUCCUUAUGUGCCUGAGCUAUUCCAGAGCUUUUUCGCCAUCGUUACUAACCCCGGUAUCCCUAAGGGCGUGACCGAGAAUGCAGCGAUUGCCCUAGGUCGUCUCGGACUGGGCAAUGGAGAACUCUUGGCUCCCGAAUUAGCCAACUUCGCCGAGGAUUUCCUCACAUCUAUGGACGAAGUUGACCCCUCCGACGAGAAGGCGACUGCGUUCCGAGGCUUUACUGCUAUCGUCGAAAAGAAUCCCAUGGCCAUGGAAAAAUCACUCCUACACUUCUUUACUUCGAUUGCCCGAUAUAGAGACCUGAAGUUGCGUAGUGAAACUAAGAAUGGUCUGCAUGAUGACUUCCAGAAGGCGAUUGGUAUAUACCGUCAAAUCAUACCCCAGUUCGAUCAAUUUUUAGGUCAACUUCAACCGCAAGACCAGCAGACUUUACGAACAAACUACGCCUUUUGAGAUGGAUACCUCUAAAACUAAGUCAUUGGGUUCUUAUAAUACGCAUGAUGAUGAGUUGUUCCGCAUGCGUCCUAAGAAAGAUGGUAUCAACACCCAAGGCCCAUAUUGACUUAUCGUCUCGUGGUUUACGAACUACGUUAGUUGAAUUAGGUCGACUACGUAACAAGAAUUCAGCAGCUGGGGGCUGUGGAUCUAGUUCUGCAUUGAGGUGUGCACUAUGUGUUGGUGUUAGGAGUCAGCUCAUCGCUUGACCUAGGUCUUUGCAGAAAAAACUCACAGGAAGGAAAUAGGAUUGCGCACUUCAAGGCGUAAAAUGUUAAGGCAUUUAAUGGAAUAGGGGGCCCGUCGGACGGCGAAGUCCCCUCGCGGAGGGUUGAAUGGAUGGCGCAACAUGUCAACAGACUCGCCUGAUAAUUGGGACUGAACUGCUUGCCCGCACGCAAUGCCAGGCAGCAUUGCUACGUUCUAACCACCCACCCACCGAAGUAGAUAGCACGUAGAUAGCAUAGCAAAUUUCCCCCGAUCCAACAUUUUGAAGAGCAUCUAGGCUUGAGCUAUUUAUGGCAGGCCAGCAAGGAGAUACUAUUGAUACCUAGCUCGAUUAGAUAUCAAGAUAUUUUUGAACGAAAUGAAAA